AUGAGGCUCCACGGCGUCGUAUGUCUCCCUCAAGAUCCGAAAUGUAUCACGACUCGGAUGAGGAUCAACAGACUCUUCUUGACCAGGCCUGCCUCGGCAGCGCGUUUGUCCUCCGCACUGGUCCUCCGCGCCGGAACUUUGGACGUUUCCGCUUCCGGCCAAAUCCACCUGGUUCAGCUUGCCGACACUGUCGCAAUCAUCAUCGCCAUCUUCGCCCUUCUUGCAGACGUAAGCGGUGACGGUGAAACCGAUGUGACUUCGAGGACUGGAGACAUGGCGCACCGACGAACCGAGCCGAUUGUUCAGCCAGAUGGUCGGCCGUUGUGGAGGCCUUUCGACGUAGAGGGCAGGCGAGCAGAACUCCAGAAGAACUACAUAUCAACCCUCUCGACAGUGCCAGCAAGGGCACAUCAAGCCAGCGCAGCGUCGCCCAGGAGUCACGUUAUCCACAACGCUACCCACGUCAAAUCCUCAAACGCACCCACACACGGGAACAAAUCUGCGAUAGUCUACAAGGAGCUCAAGGAUCUCGAUAUCGCCCGCAUCACGGCGCGGGGAAGUAACGGGGCUGCUAGGAAAGCCGGCAUCUUCCAGUGCAAUCGCCAAGGCCCCAUCGGCGAGCGCGAAAUGCAGGACGCAGAUGCAGACGCGGACGAGAACGCGGCCCAACUCUGGAUUUCGCGCAUGCUUGCGCUCUGCAGAGCCCUGGUCGAGGACGAAUCGCCUAUGCCCGAGGCUCUAGGUGACUUCGGUAUCGUGAGUCGUCUCGAAUGCGUGCGACAGGCCGCCAAAGAGGCUUUGACCGUUGCGGGAGAUGGCGAUGAUCCGAACAGCAUGGAUGUGGACGUGUGA
Colletotrichum karsti is the source of this 852-nucleotide messenger RNA. RefSeq lists its product as uncharacterized. Lineage: Eukaryota; Fungi; Ascomycota; Sordariomycetes; Glomerellales; Glomerellaceae. The coding region runs from base 1 to 852 and encodes 283 amino acids. The transcript is spliced from 2 exons. The record is from RefSeq and is a predicted model, not a curated record.